Musa acuminata AAA Group (dessert banana) is the source of this 1751-nucleotide messenger RNA. Its product is annotated as lysine-specific demethylase JMJ30. Bases 97 to 1359 code for a protein of 420 amino acids. The record is from RefSeq and is a predicted model, not a curated record. Gene Ontology annotation, molecular function: 2-oxoglutarate-dependent dioxygenase activity. The transcript is spliced from 6 exons. Lineage: Eukaryota; Viridiplantae; Streptophyta; Magnoliopsida; Zingiberales; Musaceae.
UAGGAGGGUAAGAGGUGAAUAUAACUCGCUUCGGCGUUCUAAAAUAUCUGCUGCUGCGCUUUUUGAGCUUUUCCGUCCACCUCUCGCGUCGUCUCCAUGGGUGAAGAACCUGGCGGCGCCGCCCCCGGGUCGGAGAAGGCCGCGGAGACGGCGGUACGGCUGGUCGACGAAGAGCGGCGGGCCGCUCUGCUGCGGCGCAUAACGGAGGAGGGCGGAUUUGCAUACGUGAGCUCUGCGGAGAAGGCGGCCGGCGGCGAUCUCCGGGCAGCGGAGGCGGCGCGGGAGAUGGCGUGGGAGCAGCUCCACUCCGGGCCCUGGCACGAGGUUGUCCCCGCGUGGCGGGAAGCCUACGCGAUGGCGUGCCUCCACGUGGCGGAGCUCCGGGCCGGGGCCGGCGAACGGAAAGAAGCCCUACGGGCGCUUGACAUGGGCCUAAUCAUGGGUGGGCCGCUACUCCGGCGUGACCUCGACGCGGCCGUGGAGAGGAUCGCGGCCGGGAAGGGCUCCGAGAACGAUGCGGCCGCCAACGUUGGGGAUUGUGCCGACAAGUGGUGGGAGGGAAUCUCUAAGAACCGAGACUUGGCAGAGGCACUUUCCAUUCUGCCAAGCAGAUCGCUAUCCUGUAAGAAAGUCGAAAAGCAAUCAUCCCUUUCUUUGGAGACAUUCAUAUAUGAUUACUUUUUACGUGAUUCUCCAGUCAUAAUCAGUGGCUGCAUUGAUCAUUGGCCAGCAAUGACGAGGUGGAAAGACAUUGAAUACUUAAAGAGGGUAGCAGGAGAUCGAACUGUUCCCAUUGAGGUUGGCAAAAACUAUCUCUGCUCUGAGUGGAAGCAAGAGCUGAUUACCUUCUCUCAGUUUCUUGAGAGGAUUCAAUCAACUAACUGCCCUGCCAACUUGCCAUACCUAGCUCAGCAUCCAGUGUUUGAUCAGAUUCGAGAGCUACGUGAUGACAUAAUGAUUCCAGAUUACUGCUUUGCUGGUGGCGGCGAACUCCGGUCUCUUAAUGCUUGGUUUGGUCCACUUGGUACAGUGACACCCUUGCACCAUGAUCCUCAUCAUAAUCUUUUUGCUCAGGUUGUUGGCAGAAAAUACAUAAGACUUUAUCCAGCUUCAGCAUCAGAGAAUUUGUAUCCGCAUGCGGAAUCCAUGCUUAGCAAUUCCAGCCAGGUUGACCUUGACAACAUUGACUACCAAGAAUUCCCAAAGGUGGAAGGUCUGGAUUUCAUUGAUUGUGUCCUCGAGGAAGGUGAAAUGCUUUACAUUCCACCCAAAUGGUGGCAUUAUGUGAGAUCACUUUCGACAAGUUUCUCUGUCAGUUUUUGGUGGAGUGCAACAGCCAGCUCUCUCCAAGGCACAUAGUACUAAUCUUUGUUAUUCCACAACCAUUUAUUGACUAGGGUGGGAUGGUAGAGAAUGAUAGAAGCACAGGAUGCAUGCUCCUUCCCAUUUAGAUACACAAAAGGGCCCACUAUUUGGGAUCCACCAUUACAGGAUUUAGUGUUAUCGUAGGAUGGAAGUCUUAUAACAAACCAAAGCAUAUACUAUCACAUUUUUGUGGCAUUGAAGUAGAACAGCAUUGCUACUGUAACUGUUCUAAAUCGGCAGUGAUACAGGUUCCUUGUUCUUGUCUAUUUGGUCAUCAUGUAUCAACUGAUCCACUUAUACUAGGGGUUUCUUGUAAUCUUUUUAACCAUUCAACAUGGUUCUACUCCGAUUAUUGUGAUAUGCAGAUGAAACAUGAUUGAUUGCUA